Nerophis lumbriciformis (worm pipefish) is the source of this 1095-nucleotide messenger RNA. The record is from RefSeq and is a predicted model, not a curated record. Lineage: Eukaryota; Metazoa; Chordata; Actinopteri; Syngnathiformes; Syngnathidae.
AUGGCUUCGACGUCCGACGCCGGGGACGUGGAAGUCAGUCGAACCCGCCUUUGCGAUGAGUUUGCCGGCGUGACGGGCACCGAUAACGGCGUGGCACAGUGUUACUUGGCAGAGAAUGACUGGAACAUGGAAAGAGCUUUAAACUCAUUUUUCGAUGCUGACAUGGAGAAAGUAUUUGAAAAAGAGUGGACUGUAGAGCAAGAACCCGCGACUAAGAAACAAAAAGUGGAAGAAAAAUCUCCUGGAGCAUCAACUAUCGACCUAACUGGAGACAGUCCCGCCUCGUCACAAAAACCUCCCGAGGACGAAGACGGCGGCUCGGGCCUGACGCUGAUCUCGUGGAACGUGGACGGCCUGGACAUGGAGAACCUGGCUGAGCGCGCCAGAGGCCUUUGCUCCUACUUAGUGCUGUACACUCCAGAUGUGGUGUUCUUGCAGGAGCUUGUUCCACCUUACGUGCAGUAUUUGAAGAAACGCGCCGUCAGCUAUUUGUUCAUUGAAGGCGGCGAAGACGGCUACUUCACCGGCAUGAUGCUAAAGAAGUCUCGCGUGAAGCUCGUGGAGAGCGAGAUCGUCACUUACCCGACCACGCAGAUGAUGCGGAACCUGCUUAUCGCAAACGUGACGCUGCGCGGCUCUAAGGUGCGCUUGAUGACGUCGCACUUGGAGAGCUGCAAAGGCCACUCGGGCGAACGUGUGACGCAGCUGCGUGAGGUAAUGCGACGCAUGCGGGAGGCGCCCGACGAUGUCAGCGUGGUGUUCGGCGGCGACACUAACCUGCGCGACGCCGAGGUGGCGGCCGUGGGGCUCCCGCCCGCCGUCUGCGACGUGUGGGAGUGUUUGGGGCGACGCGAGCACUGCCGCUACACGUGGGACACCCGCGCCAACACCAACAAGCGCGCCCCAUACACCAGCCGCUGUCGCUUCGACCGCGUGUACCUUCGGCCCGCGUCCGCUCCCCAAAUGCCCCGCCUGGCCCCCGAUCACAUGGCUCUGGUGGGCUUGGAGAAGUUGGACUGUGGACGCUUCACCAGCGACCACUGGGGGAUCUACUGCAGCUUCGCCCCCACCCGCGCAAACGACGAUGCGUCUUAA